AUGGCUGUCAUUGAUGCUGAUAAAUUACGUAUUGAAAUUCAGUUGAUAUUGAAAGAUGCGGAUUUAAAUACUUUAUCAUCGAAAAAAGUUAGACAAAUGUUGGAAAGAUUAUUCGAUUGUGAUUUUACCGAAAGAAAAAAAGAAAUUGACGAUAUUCUAAUGGCAGAAAUAACUCGCGAAAAUGAUCAAAAACAUCAAGAUCAUCAAGACACUAACAAUAAUCAUCCUUCAUCUACAACAACAUCUGAAGAUGAUGAGGAAAUGUCAAAAACUUCGCCAUCUUCAUCGAAAAACUUAAAACCUAAAAAAAAAUCACAGAAAAAAGUAUCCUCACCCUCAAAUCUAAUAAGGGAUAAUAUCAAUGGAAACGACAAUGGACAAUUUACAAUAAAUUCAACAAAAUCCGAUGAAGAAUUAGCAAUGGAAAUACAUCAGCAAGAAAACAGACCAAGUUUAAGACAUAAAAGGCAGUCAAAGCCGAUAAAGAAGAACAAAUCUGAUAGAAAAGAUCAAACACCGUCCGCACCAAGUGAAAAACGUAGAACUAUUUUUCAUAAAGAAUUAGACUUGACAGAUGAAUUAGCUAGUAUUGUUGGUGGUAAUCAGAUGCCACGAUCUGAAGUAGUAAAAAGAAUGUGGGCAUAUUUUAAACAACAUAAUCUAAUGGAUGAAAAGAAUAAACAAUAUGUUAAUUGUGAUGAAAAAUUAUCAAAAUUAUUUGGUCGUAAACGUGUUCGCGCAUUUGGAAUGUUAAAAGAUCUCUCUCGGCAUAUGACCGAUCCAGAUAAAGAAUUUUGA
Molecule: messenger RNA, 798 nt
Organism: Didymodactylos carnosus
Lineage: Eukaryota; Metazoa; Rotifera; Eurotatoria; Philodinida; Philodinidae
Source: the annotation of a GenBank genome assembly